ACAUACGUUUGUUAAAAUGAGUGUAAAUUACGAACAAAAUCAAGGCGAAAUUGAUUUCAUAACUGAGCACCAAGCGGUCGUACUGUCAGAGGAUGAAGAGGGCGAUCCUGUAGUAGCCACAGACAGUCGCAAAUCGUCGGAAGUCAACAAUUUCUCGGACGCCAUUGACACUGAGGAUGCCGAAGCAGACUCUAUAGGUGCUGCCAAUACUUAUGUCGUGGCCAACCAUUACAAUGAGCUGAAGGAGGCCGGGCGCAAGGAGCGUCACAAGUCGAAAAUUUUCUACAUGCGCAACUUUAACAACUGGAUCAAAAGUCAGUUAAUUAACGAGUAUAUGUCGCUAAUAAAGCAUCAGAAGCGUCUGGGUGAGUCACUGCGUGUCCUGGACAUGUGUUGCGGCAAAGGUGGGGAUUUGCUCAAAUGGGAGAAGGCGGCCAUAACGCAUCUAAUUUGCACCGACAUUGCCGAGGUAUCUGUGGAUCAGUGCCAGCGUCGCUAUCAGGACAUUUUGAUGCGCGCCGAGAAAUCGAAAUUCGGGCAUAAAUUCACCGCCGAAUUCUUUGCGUGCGAUUCAACGCUAGUGCGUUUGCGGGAACGCUACAUGGACGCGUCGCUGCAACUGAAUUUAGUCUCGUGCCAGUUUGCCUUUCACUAUUGUUUUGAGUCUCAGGCUCAGGCCGAAUGCAUGGUGCGCAAUGCUGCCGAGUGCCUGCAGCCUGGUGGCUUUUUCAUAGCCACCAUACCGGAUGCCUACGAGAUAGUGCGGCGUCUGCGUGCCGCUGGUCCGGAUGCACGAAAAUUUGGCAAUGACAUGUACAGCAUUGAAUUCGAGGAGGAGAUAAAUAAUUUGCCGCUCUUCGGUGCCAAAUAUCAGUUUCGUUUAGAGGGCGUUGUUGAUUGUCCCGAAUUCCUGGUGCACUUUCCUACGCUGGUAAAGCUGUGCCGCAAAUACGGCUUGCAGCUGGUGAGGCGCACAACCUUUGCCGACUACUAUGCGGAAACAUUGGCCCAGGGCCGUCAGCUGCUGCAGCGCAUGUCCGGUCUAGAAACGGUGCACGUGCAGCGAUGUGGCGACGAUCAGCAAUAUGAGCAUGUGCGCAAAGCCUUUGGCACGCAUCGCAGUCGUCCGCUGGGCACACUCUCAAAGGACGAGUGGGAAGCAACAACUCUCUAUUUAGUUUGUGCCUUCAAGAAAUGCAAAAACAGUUGGGACACCAAUGGUAAGCCAGUGUUUCAAUUCGAUGACUGAAAAAUCUUAGUUAAAUAUGUUUUUUUAUAUAAAUAUGCAUCAAACAAAAGCAUGAUCAGAAAUAAAUGUAAGCCGAAAGUGAAAGAUCAUGGUAUAACAUGUAUUUUGUAUCUUGUUAUGAAUCCGAAAAGAACAAAGUAAAAUAAAAAUAAGACAAUAUUUAAUUUGAAGAACAUAUACUUACAA
Scaptodrosophila lebanonensis is the source of this 1435-nucleotide messenger RNA. It is a transcript of the gene Rnmt, whose product is annotated as mRNA cap guanine-N7 methyltransferase. The transcript has 2 exons. Gene Ontology annotation, cellular component: nucleus. Gene Ontology annotation, molecular function: mRNA 5'-cap (guanine-N7-)-methyltransferase activity. The record is from RefSeq and is a predicted model, not a curated record. The coding region runs from base 17 to 1249 and encodes 410 amino acids. Gene Ontology annotation, biological process: 7-methylguanosine mRNA capping. Lineage: Eukaryota; Metazoa; Arthropoda; Insecta; Diptera; Drosophilidae.